Cynocephalus volans (Philippine flying lemur) is the source of this 1107-nucleotide messenger RNA. It is a transcript of the gene PRR5L, whose product is annotated as proline rich 5 like. NCBI's taxonomy places the organism in Eukaryota, Metazoa, Chordata, Mammalia, Dermoptera, Cynocephalidae. Gene Ontology annotation, cellular component: TORC2 complex. The record is from RefSeq and is a predicted model, not a curated record. The transcript has 8 exons. Gene Ontology annotation, biological process: TORC2 signaling. Bases 1 to 1107 code for a protein of 368 amino acids.
AUGACCCGAGGCUUCGCUCCCGUCCUGCCUGUCGAGUUCCACAAGAUGGGCUCUUUCCGCAGGCCUCGACCGCGCUUUAUGAGCUCCCCAGUGCUCAGCGACCUGCCCCGAUUCCAGGCCACCCGGCAGGCUCUGCAGCUGAGCUCCAGCUCAGCCUGGAACAGCGUCCAGACUGCUGUGAUCAACGUCUUCAAAGGGGGCGGCUUACAAAGCAAUGAGCUUUAUGCACUGAAUGAAAACAUCAGGCGGCUGCUGAAGAGUGAACUUGGAUCAUUCAUUACAGACUAUUUCCAGAACCAGCUUCUUGCAAAAGGACUGCUCUUUGUGGAGGAGAAGAUCAAGCUGUGUGAAGGUGAAAAUCGCAUUGAGGUUCUGGCUGAAGUCUGGGACCACUUCUUCACUGAGACUCUCCCCACUCUCCAGGCAAUAUUUUAUCCAGUUCAGGGGCAGGAACUCACCAUUCGCCAGAUCUCCCUACUGGGCUUCCGAGACCUGGUCCUGCUGAAGGUGAAACUGGGUGACUUGCUGCUGCUGGCCCAGUCCAAGCUGCCCUCGUCUAUUGUCCAGAUGUUGCUCAUCCUGCAGAGUGUUCACGAGCCCACAGGCCCAAGUGAGGGUUAUUUGCAGCUGGAGGAGCUGGUGAAGCAAGUGGUUUCUCCUUUCCUCGGCAUCAGCGGGGACCGCGGCUUCUCAGGCCCCACGUACACGCUGGCCAGGCGGCACUCCAGGGUCCGGCCCAAGGUGACACUCCAGAACUAUGCUUCCCCGAUGACGACGGUCAGCCGGCCACUAAAUGAGAUGGCCCUGACACCGCUGACGGAGCAGGAGGGGGAGGCCUACCUGGAGAAGUGUGGCAGCAUCCGGCGGCACACAGUGGCCAAUGCCCACUCGGACAUCCACCUGCUGGCCAUGGCCACCAUUAUGCACUCGGGCUUGGGAGAGGAGGCUGGCAGUGAGGACAAGUGCCUGCUCCUGCCGCCCAGCUUCUCCCCGCCCCACCGGCAGUGCUCCAGUGAGCCCAACAUCACUGACAGCCCCGAGGAACUGGAGGAGGUGGCAGGGGGCAGCCGGCGGGGCUCAGAGCUGAACUGUACAUCCCUCAGCUGA